UAUUUAUUGCUAUGGUAGUCUGGUUAAGGGUUGCAUGUGUGUGUACAGUUGGAGGAGGGACAGCCCAAAGGGAAUGCAGAUAAGUAAAGCGAAAAAGAGCCGAUGUAUUCAGAGCUUAUGUUGCUAGAGGUGAGAUCAGUUACCUGUCUGCAACUGAAAUUUCAGACUUCUGUUUAGGAGGGACAUGAGUGGACAAUGGUGACUGAUAGUUGGAUAUAUCAGCAGACAUCUUAGGUUUUAUGAUCAAAUGAAUGAGCAAUGAACCAGGAGAGUAAGCAUAGUUUUUUUCAGCUACUUGUAAUUUUUACAAUUUUACUUAAAAUUUCAACAUCUUUUUCAAUGAAUGCCUAUGUGACUGUAACUUAUUACAAUGAAACCAGCAAUUACACUACCACAGAGACAUGUGAAUGUGGAGUUUAUGGAUUAGCCUCACCAGUGGCUAAUGCAAUGGGAGUGGUGGGUAUCCCUACGAAUGGUAAUUACCAAGCGUGUGACUACAACACUGAAUUUACUAAUACCAAGAAGCCCUGGAUCGCACUGAUAGAAAGAGGUAACUGCACAUUUUCUGAAAAAAUACAAACAGCAGGUAGAAGAAAUGCUGAUGCUGUUGUCAUUUACAAUGCUCCAGAGACUGGCAACCAGACAAUACAGAUGGCAAAUUUUGGUGCAGGAGACAUUGUUGCAAUCAUGAUCGGCAAUCUAAAAGGAACAAAAAUUCUACAGUCUAUUCAAAGAGGCAUACAAGUAACAAUGGUCAUUGAAGUAGGGAAGAAACAUGGCCCAUGGGUGAAUCAUUAUUCAAUUUUCUUCGUUUCUGUGUCCUUUUUCAUUAUUACGGCAGCAACAGUGGGCUAUUUUAUUUUUUAUUCUGCUAGAAGGUUACGGAAUGCAAGAGCUCAAAGUAGAAAGCAGAGGCAAUUAAAGGCAGAUGCUAAAAAAGCUAUUGGAAGGCUUCAACAACGCACACUGAAACAAGGAGACAAGGAAAUUGGUCCUGAUGGAGACAGCUGCGCUGUGUGUAUUGAACUAUAUAAACCAAAUGAUUUGGUGCGCAUUUUAACCUGCAAUCAUAUUUUCCAUAAGACUUGUGUGGAUCCAUGGCUUUUGGAACACAGGACUUGCCCCAUGUGCAAGUGUGACAUUCUCAAAGCUUUGGGAAUUGAGGUGGAUGUUGAAGAUGGAUCUGUGUCUUUACAAGUCCCUGUAUCUAAUGACACAUCAAACAGUGCCUCACCCCAUGAAGAAGAUAAUCACAGUGAGACUGCAUCAUCUGGAUAUGCUUCAGUACAGGGAGCAGAUGAACCACCUCUGGAGGAACAUGUGCAGUCUGCAAAUGAAAAUCUACAGUUAGUCAACCAUGAAGCAAGCUCGGUGGCAGUGGAUGUCGUUCCUCAUGUUGACAACCCAACAUUUGAAGAGGAUGAAACUCCCAAUCACGAGACUAAUGCUCGAGAAAUUAAAUCAUAAAAUCUGUGUCAUUAGAAAACUUGAACCUUUAGUAAUAACAGGACUGCCAAUCAGGGCCCAGUUGACUAUUAAUGAACUGGGUAAACUUAAUAAAUAAGAAUGAUACUGAAAGUGCUGAGAUGACUAAUAUUACACUAUAGUUAAAUGGCUUAAAAUAUUUAACCUAUUAACUUUUUCCCACAGACUCAUUAUAAUGUUUUUCAUAGGCAAGUUUUCUCUCUAUAGUGAUAGCAACAUUUUUAAAUAUUCAAAACUGUCUUCAAGUAGUUAUGUUUUUCAUUUAUAAUAACAUUCUUAUAAAAUAUGUUGCUUUUAAAAUGUGGAAUAGCUGUAAUCACUUUAUUUUGUGAUGGUGUCUUAAUUAAAAAUACUACUACUUUAGCUUGGGCUAUAUGUGUCAGGGUUUUUCUCCAGGUGCUUAUAUUGAUCUGGAAUUGUAAUGUACAAAGCAAUGCAAACUUAGGCUAGUUCUUUAUGAAAUGUCUAUGUAAACUACAUUAAGUUGAUAGAACAAGAUUAAAGCAAAAUGCUCAUUUUAACUUUUUCUUCAUUUUCAAAUUAGGCUAAAUGUAUUUCAUCUGAGUGUCAAGCAUAGUUUUUCAGAGAAUAUGGACUGAAUUGGUUGACUUAAAUGUAUUAGUUAUGCCGAUUUGACAUAAGAUUAUAGACAAAAAGGUUUCUUACAAAAUAUCUCAAACUUGUGGGAUUUUCAAAGCACAGAAUCAAAACAACCAUAUUAUUUGGGUAUAGUAAUGACAGAAUAAAACACACAAAAAUUGGUACUUGAUCUUUGUGCAUGAAUUAGUCUAUAGAAAUUUUUGAUUAAAAUAGUCUAAAAAAUGUUUUCCAAAUAAUGUUGACUUGGAAAAUUAAGUUUACAUUUGGCCUAAGUAGGCUCAGAAUAUAUUAAACUAAAAUUCUGUUCAUGUACCUAUAAUUUUGUGAAUACAUUUUGUUGGAAUUUGAAAAAGAAUCAAGGGAAGGGGGAAAUUCCAGGUGCCUUAAUAUAAAGUUUGAAGCUUCAUCCACCAAAGUUAAAUACAGCUAUUUAAAAAAAAAAAAACUGCACUUUAUUUGUAUUCUGUGUGGCUUGACUUUUAUUUUAGCUUUGUUUCCAAUACAGAUUCCAGCAGAAUUUAGAUAAAAAUAGAACAGACAUGUAUUUUUGUUUGCUGAAUGUAGAAUGGAUGAAACCAUUGCAUUCUUGUACACUGAUUUGAAAAUGCUGUAAAUAUGUCCUGAUUUGUAUUGAUUCUCUUUAAAUAUAAAAUGUAAAUAAAAUAUUCCAAUACAGA
This is a messenger RNA of Jaculus jaculus (lesser Egyptian jerboa), 2762 nucleotides long. It is a transcript of the gene Rnf128, whose product is annotated as ring finger protein 128. Lineage: Eukaryota; Metazoa; Chordata; Mammalia; Rodentia; Dipodidae. The transcript has 7 exons. Bases 259 to 1467 code for a protein of 402 amino acids. The record is from RefSeq and is a predicted model, not a curated record.